Messenger RNA from Larimichthys crocea (large yellow croaker), 4049 nucleotides. RefSeq names its product PR domain containing 1b, with ZNF domain (gene prdm1b). The record is from RefSeq and is a predicted model, not a curated record. NCBI's taxonomy places the organism in Eukaryota, Metazoa, Chordata, Actinopteri, Sciaenidae. Bases 571 to 2742 code for a protein of 723 amino acids. Gene Ontology annotation, molecular function: RNA polymerase II cis-regulatory region sequence-specific DNA binding; protein binding; DNA-binding transcription repressor activity, RNA polymerase II-specific. The transcript is spliced from 7 exons. Gene Ontology annotation, cellular component: nucleus; cytoplasm. Gene Ontology annotation, biological process: cell fate commitment; regulation of transcription by RNA polymerase II.
UUCAGUGGCAACAGGCCGGCCAUCUGCUCUUCCUUUAUUCAUUCAUUAACAUGUCUUCUUUGUGUGUGCAUGGACGUGUGUGCUUGUGUGUAUGUACAAGCAUUCAUCACAACAGCCACUUGCUGGCCAAGUGUACGUCACCGAUGUUGUUGUCCAAAACCAACAGUUGUGUGUCAGAUGGCUCAAUCACAUGACCACAGCGGCUUGUGAUUGGCCAAGGCGUUGAGCUAAAAAAGCUUGGCGCAAUCCGGGCUCCAUGAGUUUCUGGUGGCGGUGACAGAGUGGACACAUCGAGUGGAUACCCCAAAGGAUCUAACUGAGAGGAAUCUCUAAAGAAACAUUAGAGGAAGGAGAGAGUACAAAGAGGAGAAAGCAGACAAUCAAGGGAUGUCAUAACCAAAGAAAUGAAGACCCUACAGCUGAAUGAAUGUGUGAAAAUCUUGAGCUUUAACCAGCGUACCUAAGACAAGAGACUUACCCAAUCAAACCAAAGUACUUCUAUACCAAAGCAACCUAAACCAAACAGAACCAAACUAAAAACCACCUGAAUUCAUCACCUACAACAACAUCAUGAAGCUAGAUAGCGCACAAGGAGACAUGAGCGGGUGGAGAGAGAUGGACUUUGCCCUCAAUUGCACUUACAUUGUGCCAGACCAGGUGUCAGAUCCAAGCUUCAGCCUACCCAAAGCUAUGACGUCCAUCCCACGCAACCUCACCUUCGAAUACAACACAGACAAUGAGGUGACAGGCGUGUUUAGCAAAGAAUACAUUCCUCAAGGGACUCGCUUUGGCCCCCUGCAAGGAGACAUCUACACCAAAGACAACGUCCCCAACCAGGCCAACAGGAAAUACUUCUGGAGAAUUUACAACGGUGGGCAGCUUCAAAAUUUCAUUGAUGGCUAUGAUGUCCACAGGAGCAACUGGAUGCGCUACGUCAACCCGGCCCGCUCCCCAGUCGAACAGAACCUGGUGGCAUGCCAGAACAGCCGAGACAUCUACUUCUACACCAUCCGACCGGUGGAACCCAAUCAGGAGCUGCUGGUGUGGUACAGCCAGGAGUUUGCCCAGAGGCUCUGCAGCCAGCAGGCUGACAUCAAACAGAUGUACUCACCAAGUUCUGAUGAAGACCAGGAGCUGGAGUACACCAAGCAGCACCUACCUAAGCAAACAUGGCUUAAAGAAAGAACAAAGGAAGAGGUAAAAGAGGAGAUGGAUGAAGAUGGAGAGGAGAAGAUAGAUGUGGAGAUGUUGGAGAGAGACACUCCGCCUGACACACCUGAUGAUCAGAUCAUGGACUUCAGCAAAAAGGUUGGGAAAGAGGAAGAGACGAGUGACAAAGAUCCAGAAGACCGAGGGAUUAUUCCCUCCCCUCAGCCCGAACACAAAGAGUCAAGCCUGGGCUUGAAUCAUCCAUACUUACCAGACCACCAUCCUGCGCUACCAUCUCCACACCGAAACCUCCCUCUUCACCUCCAUGGCCUCUAUGGCCACAGAGAGGGUCUUGUUUCAUCUUACCCUCUUUACCCUCAGUCCAGACCCUUCCAGCCCCCGUACCAGCUCAUUCCUCCCUACGGCCCACAAUAUCCUCGCCUCCUCCUCCCCUCGUACUCCCCUCCCUUUCCAGGGGUGCUGCCCUCAAGGUCCCUCCAAUACAGCAGAUAUCUGGGCACAGAUGGGCUCCCCUAUCCACCCAUCAGCCAGCCUAAUCUACUUCCAGUGUCCCUCCCCUUCCCUUCGUCUCCACAGGGGGGUCUGAAAGAACUAACACCAAAUGUAUCGCCACCACGAGGCGCCCCGGCCACCCCGGAGCUCUCUCCUCUCCCCAAACCCGACAGUCGUCAACAGUCUCCUGAGCAGUCUCCCUCUGGCUGUGAGGAAGCCAUGAAUCUUAGCCUGGCUAUGACCAAAGGCAGCACAGCGCCACGUAACGGCCCUGGCCACAAAUCACUGCCCUACCCACUGAAGAAGCAGAAUGGAAAGAUCAAGUAUGAAUGUAAUAUCUGCUCGAAGACAUUUGGACAGCUGUCGAACCUCAAGGUCCAUCUCCGUGUGCACAGUGGUGAAAGACCGUUCCAGUGUAACCUCUGUAAGAAGAGUUUCACUCAGCUGGCUCACCUCCAGAAACAUCACCUGGUUCAUACUGGGGAGAAGCCACACGAAUGUCAGGUGUGUCACAAACGCUUCAGCAGCACCAGCAACUUGAAAACACACCUGCGCCUCCACUCUGGGGAAAAACCUUACCAGUGCAAGCUGUGCAGCACCAAGUUUACCCAGUACAUCCACCUGAAACUGCACCGUCGCCUCCACAGCAGCCGCGACCGCCCAUACCACUGCCAGCUCUGUGCACAGUUCUUCUUCCACCGCUUCUCUCUCCGCAUACACCAGCGCAGCUGCUGUCUGGCUAACUCCAAUGCCCCCGUCAACAUACAUAUGAAAGAGAUGGUGGAGCGGUUUGACGCCAGCCAAGAGGCCGACACGCUCACGGAGGCGGCAUCGGCGCUGCAGGUGGAGGAAGCCGUGGAGCGCUGGUUGGCUCGUACCUUGGAAGGCGAGGGGAAGGAGGACCAGAGGGAGGCCACCAUACUGCUGAAAGCUUUGACAGCAGCUAUCAACGCACCAUCAGUGCCCACGGCCCAAUCAGCUGUACCAACAUCACACCACAGCCCUUCACUAGCCUAUCAAGAGAGGGCCAGUGUUGUUCAUCUGCACAAACGGGCAAUGGUGAAGACAGAAGGACAGUGAGAGGAAUUGAAAGAGGGGGAAAUAAAAAAACGGACAUAUAGCAUACCACCAACCAAGAAAACACUUGUCGCCAAAUAAAACUCCCUAUAUGUAUAAUCCAAUGAGCGCAGCACCAAAAGAAGAGCAUUCCAAAGACUGAGCGUAUUCAGUGAUUGUACUUCCUCCCAAACGUCAGUUUAAAGAUGAAACUGGGGAGGCUGUUGUUAAGCUGUGAAUAUUUAAAACUCUUUUCACUCAGGUAGAGAAGUGUUUGCUUUUUUGUGCUUUAACUUAUUACUUUUUUUUAUUAUUUGAGUCAUCUAUAUUUAUUUGGUUGUAUCAUAGCUUGUGUUUUCUGCUAGUGUUUUUGUCAUAUGUGUCGACAUUUCCAAAAAGAUUUGACCUUUGAGGAAAACCACAAAUGGACAAUACGUGGACGAGUCUUCACCUGUUCUGUUGUUUUACUGUGUGUGCCAGUGUGUUUGAGCUUUUUGGGUGUGUGUGUACGGCAACUGGAACAUUUUCUUUCUUUUGAAUGCCAGGGGACAGCGAUAGCACAAACCACCUCCCUGCUCCUCAACUGUUUGCAACUAUUUUAUUUAUUUAUAAAAAAUAAAAAAAAAGGGAAAAUCAGGUAUUUUCAAACUGUGUGUUAAUAAGUAAUUGCCAAAAUUAAUUAAUAAUCAAAACACAUGAAUGUGUACACCAUUUUUGGAUCAUUGUUCAACUCGUCCUGACAUUAGACGGGAGGAAAGAGGUUCAAACUAAGCAUUAUUCACACAUUUUUCUUGAUUAUUCAGCAUAUUUUCAGAUAUCAAGUAUCAAAGACACACCAUGUUGAACUUAACCAAAUGCCACCAAAAAAAUUAAAAUACUACAGAUUCAUUCAUUCAUUAAAGAUUUCCUUUCUUACUUCAGUGUUGGAGUCAUAAAGUGGAUCAUUGUAUAGCUUUUUACUGAAUACAGACCUCAAGCUUUAUCCAAAUCUUCAUUUAGAUAUCGGUACCUCAUAUUCAGCAUUGAAGGGUAAAAACCAGCAACACAGUUUUCUAACAUUAUAACAUGUUAAUAUUUUGGAAAUAAAAACUAGAUCUGUGCGCUUUUGGUUACCCAGAACCAGAUGGUGGGAAUUUCUACUCCUGAGCCAAUAAUGUAUGUCUUUUAUCGUUUUGUAGGGUUUUUUUUCUUUUCUUUUUUCUUUUGUACAAUAUGUUUGUCUAUGUAGUUUAUUUUUGGAGACAGGUUAUGAAGAAUUUAUAUGUGAGAGACUAUUUUGAUGAUACUUUUAUAUUUACAUGAAGUAGCAUAUUAAAGAUAUUGUUUCUAUA